UGGGUACAUGUGUGCGUGCCCGCUGGCGCGCGCGCUCAGGUAAGCUCGGAGGGGGCGGCGCGAGAGGGAGAGCGCGCGCUGUUGGUGAUGCUGGUGCUGGUGCGAGUCAUGGCCGCCGCCAAGCAGACAAUUUGAAAUUAUCUCAUAAAUCUGGAGGAAGCGAUGUAGGCAGCACCUGAGUUGGAAAGGAGCCCGCGGCUCACUGUCUUUUUAUUACCUUGGAAAAGCUUUGUGUAUUCAUUCAAUGCCUAACAUUACAGACUCUCAGCUAGAGAGUGGUUCUGGAGAAAAUGAACAUGGACCUGGAAGAACAGCUUCAGAAGUGAAUCUCCACGGUACUGUAAAACCGUUCUGUGCUGCUGGUGCCUCCGUUGCCUCUCUUGGAUCUAGUGGGGACAGGCAUUAUCCAUGGGGAUGCCCCGUCACACAUACCCGAGAAAAGUUUUACACUAUCUGUUCAGACUAUGCUUUCUUAAACCAGGUAACAUCCGCUCGCAAAAGCCCAAGUGCUACAGUUAGUGCCUGCCUACAAGACAACACUGCCUUAAAUGUUAGGAACAAUUCGCCUGGUUUCACUGGCAUUCGGACUGGUGCAUCAGACACAGUUUACAAUGAAGAUACUCACUUGGAAAGUUUGUCCAAUAGCCUUGGAAAGCUCCCAUUGGCGUGGGAAAUAGAUAAGUCUGAAUUCAGUGAUACAUCCCCGGAGCUGAAGAAUCGAGCAGGCAACAUAAAGAAGCAAGGAACCAAGAAGAUGUCUGUAGAAAAGAAGAGUAAACAAUACAGAGAAUGUCCGCAACAUUAUGCUCUUGAAGAAAUAAAACAACAGAAAGUGUUAGAUCUCCGAAGAUGGUACUGUAUAAGUCGCCCUCAAUACAAGACUUCCUGUGGAAUUUCCUCAUUAGUCUCUUGCUGGAAUUUCCUCUAUAGCACAAUGGGAGCUGGAAACUUACCUCCUAUUACUCAAGAAGAGGCUUUGCAUAUAUUGGGAUUUCAACCUCCUUUCGAAGAAAUUAGAUUUGGGCCAUUUACUGGAAAUACAACAUUAAUGAGGUGGUUCAGACAAAUUAACGACCAUUUCCAUGUAAAAGGAUGCUCAUAUUUUCUCUAUAAACCCCAAGGGAAGUAUAAGACGGCUGGGGAGACUGCUUUGGGGGCUUUGACCAAGCUAACAGAAGGACUGCGAGAUGAAUCUGCGGCCUACAUUUAUCAUUGCCAAAAUCAUUAUUUUUGCCCCAUUGGAUUUGAAGCCACCCCAAUAAAACCUAGCAAGGCAUACAAAGGGCGCCUGUUGCAUCAGGAUGUGGAACAUUGGAUACUCAUUGGAGAGCCAAGCAGGAAACACCCAACUAUUCACUGCAAAAAGUGGGCAGAUAUUGUAACUGACUUGAACACACAAAAUCCUGAGUAUCUAGAUAUCAGGCACUUGGAAAGGGGCCUUCAGUAUCGGAAGACAAAGAAGGUAGGAGGAAAUCUGCAUUGCAUCAUUGCCCUCCAGAGGCUUAGCUGGCAAAGGUUUGGCCCCUGGAACUUCCCAUUUGGAAAUGCUAGACAAGAUUUGCAGCCCCCGUCACAGACGCCAGGUAUCGCCAAGUCUGAGAGUGAAGACAAUAUUUCUAAGAAGCAGCAUGGGCGCCUGGGAAGAUCUUUCAGUGCUAGCUUCCACCAGGAAUCUGUCUGGAAGAAGUUGUCUCAUCUUCAUGAAAGGCGGAAUAGCGGAUUUCAGAGUUACACAGAUUAUGACGGGAAUGACUAAAAAGAACUGCUUGUGCAACUGGUGUACUGUAAAGUAUUCCUUAAGAUAGGUUUAAAGUACAUUAUGCACAUAGUAGAGGGAGGUUAGAAAUUUCAGUACAACAUGCAACCUUAGAAAUGUUUGCUGCAUUAAACCUGUGAAUGUUGGGGAUGCUGAAAAACCCUAGCUCAAAUAUAAGCACAGAAUAUUGUACAAUCCAGUAUAAUCAGCAAUUGACCUGCGUCUCUGACCAUGAAAUCAGAAGGGGGAAAAUCAAGAUCAAAGCCAUUGCGGGGAGGGUGGGGGGCCUGGGGAAUCUAUUAUUAGAAGAAAUAGAUAAUACUCAGAAGCAUGAGAUUUGUUAACUUCCAAAAUGAUUUAUUAAACACACAUCGUAUAAUGGUUUUAAAUGUAUACUGUACCGGUAUAUUUAGUUCUGAAAAAGAAAAUCACAAAUGCAAUAAGGACACCACAGUCCACUUCUAAAUUUACCAAACACCAAAUGUUAAAUUUGUAUCGUUAUUGGGUGAUCUCAGUUUGGUGACCGUUAGGACAUCAUUCUGUAUGGAUUACGUUCUUUGCGUUAAUUGACGACUUUAGUUGGCAGUCACAGGCGAUGAGCCUGUGAAAAAUCCUGGAAAGAGGAGGUCAUUGCUUGCUCCUUUUUGAGGAGGGGGUCAGAAAAAACUUUCACUGCCAGUUGUGCGCUCCUCCAACACCUUUUUGUGUGAUCGCUUCACAAUUUGAUAGGCUGCUUGUAAACACAUCUCUCUUCCUGCCCCCCCCCAUCAUAAAUGGCUACGAAACUGAGCACCUGAGCUUGCAAUAUUGUGCUGUUCCUACCUUACCCUUUUUCUUGUGCUUUCUGGAUCAUUUUCACUCCACUCCUUUAAUUGCUUUAUUGUUAAUAUGGGAGGUGCUUUUAAGUGCCGAAAUACACUAGCAGCCACAGUGAUAUACCUCUUUGGCCAGAACACUGUUUGUAUCUUUUCAAAUGAUCAUGUCAAGUAGCUUUAUUUGGAAAUAUAAUAUUUUGUUCUCAUUAUAGAAAAAAACCCCAGUUUAAUAAAAAAUAUCAGUGGGAUCAAGGACCAUCUUUGUUCUCGUUUUGUAAUUUUGUAGGUUUGCAGCACUGGCAAACUUUAAAAAGACCUUUCUUUUUAAUAAACAUAAUUUUCUAGUUU
Zootoca vivipara (common lizard) is the source of this 2919-nucleotide messenger RNA. It is a transcript of the gene BIVM, whose product is annotated as basic, immunoglobulin-like variable motif containing. Lineage: Eukaryota; Metazoa; Chordata; Lepidosauria; Squamata; Lacertidae. Gene Ontology annotation, cellular component: nucleus. The record is from RefSeq and is a predicted model, not a curated record. Gene Ontology annotation, molecular function: DNA endonuclease activity; single-stranded DNA binding.